Molecule: messenger RNA, 1476 nt
Organism: Erigeron canadensis
Lineage: Eukaryota; Viridiplantae; Streptophyta; Magnoliopsida; Asterales; Asteraceae
Product: UV-B-induced protein At3g17800, chloroplastic
Exons: 3
Coding region: 143-1369 (408 amino acids)
Source: RefSeq, a predicted model, not a curated record
AACUGUGACUUGCUUCUCUUUCUAUUUUUCUUGCUCUCCAGAAUAUUCAUAUUUUCAUACAACAAAAAUAUCUUAUUACUUGCCCCCUCUCUCUUGCCAGUCCCCUCUUUCUUUCUUUCUUCCAAUCAAUCACCCAACGGCUAUGCAAAUCUCCGGCAGCGUAUUCACGGACGUGUUCUACCCGUCCCCGGCACCAGCAGCUAGGUGGUCACCGCCACAUGUUCAUGCCUUUUCUGACUCUAAAUCCAUCCUUCCUUCUCCCCCUUUCCUUAAAGGCUCUUCACUCCCUGUGUCGAGAGCUGGAGGAGAAUCAUACCGAUCAAGGAAUUGUAUAGUAAAAGCAUCAGAUGGUUCAGGUCAAAAUUUGGCUCCAGUAGCACCACUUCAGCUUGAGUCCCCGGUUGGUCAGCUCCUGGAACAAAUAUUGCAAACCCACCCUCAUCUGCUUCCUGCAGCCAUUGAUCAGCAGCUCGAGAACCUUCAAAAUGAGAGAGAGGCUCAUAAAGAAGAACCUGCCUCAUCAUCUACAGAUAGCCUUUACAAGAGAAUAGCUCAAGUGAAAGAAAGGGAUAGGCAGAAGAUUUUGGAAGAAAUAAUGUAUUGCUGGAUAGUUCAUAAGUUCAUUGACAAAGAAAUUUCGAUGAUCCCAAAAGUAACAUCAACUUCAGAUCCUACAGGAAGAAUUGAUUAUUGGCCUAACCAAGAAAUGAAGCUGGAAUCAGUACACUCAGCCGAAGCACUCGAGAUGAUACAGAACCAUGUAGCCCUUGUCAUCGGGGACCGACUUGUGGGCCCCUUAGAGUCCAUUGUCCAGAUCAGCAAAAUAAAACUCGGGAAAUUGUAUGCUGCAUCCAUAAUGUAUGGAUAUUUCUUGAAACGGGUUGAUGAGAGAUUUCAACUUGAGAGGUCAAUGAACACACUGCCGGACGGUUUCAAGGAGGGGCAGUCAAGUGUUGUAGAACCACCAGUCCCACAAAGCCCCUUUUGGGAUCCUGAUUCACUGAUACAGAUCCAGCCAGACUAUGAUGAUGAUGUGGAUGGGGGUUUUAUGGGUGGUUCUGGUGAUGAUGGUAAAUCAUAUAGAUUAAGAUCAUAUGUUAUGUAUUUAGAUGCAGAGACACUUCAGAGGUAUGCUACAAUAAGAUCUAAAGAAGCAAUCUCGUUAAUAGAAAAGCAAACCCAGUCUCUGUUUGGAAGGCCUGAUAUCAAGGUUUCUGAAGACGGUUCAUUAGGUGCGUCUAAUGACGAAGUGGUUUCUGUGACAUUCUCUGGAUUGACAAUGCUGGUUCUUGAGGCAGUCGCAUUCGGAUCGUUUUUAUGGGAUGCAGAAAACUAUGUGGAAUCUAAGUACCAAUUCUUAAAAAGUUGAGAAUUUCGUUUGUGUAGAGACAAGUGAGCAGGAUGUAGAAAUCUUUUUAUGAUGUUUUUACCCAUACCAUUCAUCAUAAUGAAAUCUUUCCCAAUAUUUAAUGUGCA